AUGGUGUUUGGAAAUCUUUAAGUGAUUUAUAUAAUGUUAAUAGUGAAGAUAAUGAUGUAUUUAAACCUCAAAUUUCUUCAAAUGAUGCUUUACAAAGGUAUCAACUUUGGCAAAAAGCUGUAGAGAAAAGUUUUGGUUGGGCUUAA
Molecule: messenger RNA, 146 nt
Organism: Dentiscutata heterogama
Lineage: Eukaryota; Fungi; Glomeromycota; Glomeromycetes; Diversisporales; Gigasporaceae
Source: the annotation of a GenBank genome assembly